CUUGAGCAUCCCCAAAAUUCAAAUCUAUCAAUCACCCACACCUAAACUUCGAUCUCCCUUAAGAUCCACUAUUAGCAAUUUAUAAUUUAUAGUAUUAAGCUUAAAAAUGGAUGAGAACAUGGAUCAAAAGCGUUUGAUUAUUAAAGAGAUAAUUCAAGCAAGAGAGCUAGUAAAGGAACUUCAAGCUCAGCUCAAUCCCUCUUCUGUCUCUGGUCAAGACUUGAUAACCAGAAUCUUAUGUUCCGUAGAGAAUUUUCUCUCGAUGCUAGAACGAGUAAACAUGGAGAACGAAUCUGGCCUGGAGUCUCCCCUGGGUUAUGUAAGUGGAAGCCCCAACUCAGAUAUCUUCCACGGCGGUUCACGAAAGAGGAAAGGGAUUGUGAGAUGGACGGAACAAAUACGUGCUUCCGCACAAACGGGACUCGAAGGACCCCUAGAUGAUGGAUACGACUGGAGGAAAUAUGGGCAGAAAGACAUUCUUGGAGCUAAGCACCCUAGAGGUUAUUAUAAAUGUAGUCAUCGAAAUGGUCAAGGUUGCUUAGCAAUGAAACAGGUUCAACGAUCCGAACUAGAGUCAUCCAUCUUCAAUGUUACUUAUAUUGGAAAACACAGUUGCAUUGAAACAUCAGAACUACUUUCAGAACAAUAUUCUCCAAUUAAACAGGAUCAUGAUCAGCGUCACCGCCCAAAUUAUCAUCAAGAGCAAAGGGAGGAUAUAUCAUUUGAAGAGACAUACAUAAACUUUCAAACAUCAAGUGUUCAAGUUGGAAAAGACAAAGAUAAAUUUUUUGAAUCUUUUCCUUCUUUUUCUAUAUAUUCUACUACUUCUAUACAACCCAAUGUUGGUAAUUGCUCAGAGACUAAAGAUAAUCACUUUUUUCCUCCUUCAGUUAAACCUGAAAUUCAUUCUCCUAGUCUUAGUCCUAGUCCGACAUUUAUAAGCACUCCCACAGCUUCAGAAUCCAACUACAAAAUGAACAGUAUUGAAGGUUACAAUAUUGGUGAAGAUUUACUACAAACUACUGCUGAUUCUCAUGAUGUUAAAGAUCAUAUGAUUAUUUCACCAAUUGUUAGUGCAACUUCGUGCGCGAAUAAUAGUUGCACGAAUCUCAUGGACUCUAGCUGGGAUUGGGAUUUCCCAAUAGAUUAUAGUCCUCCACAAUUCUAAUAAUUUGAGUUAAUCGCGAUUGUACUGCACACUAGUUUAUCAGCUGAAAACGCUAUCGAUUAAAAAAAUCGGUGUGUUGAUCGUCUAUUGUAGUAUUUGACGGCAUUUUUGGGACAGGGUGUCUUUUUGUAUCGAGUUUGAGCAUCAGUUAUGAUUAGGUUCAACACUAGUAUAAGAAUAGUUAUGUUACAGUUAAAUUUCUUAAUUUUGUA
Molecule: messenger RNA, 1380 nt
Organism: Papaver somniferum (opium poppy)
Lineage: Eukaryota; Viridiplantae; Streptophyta; Magnoliopsida; Ranunculales; Papaveraceae
Product: probable WRKY transcription factor 53
Exons: 3
Coding region: 107-1168 (353 amino acids)
Biological process (GO): regulation of DNA-templated transcription
Cellular component (GO): nucleus
Molecular function (GO): DNA-binding transcription factor activity; transcription cis-regulatory region binding
Source: RefSeq, a predicted model, not a curated record